This is a messenger RNA of Gekko japonicus, 3516 nucleotides long. RefSeq names its product chordin (gene CHRD). Lineage: Eukaryota; Metazoa; Chordata; Lepidosauria; Squamata; Gekkonidae. The transcript has 23 exons. The coding region runs from base 1 to 2991 and encodes 996 amino acids. Gene Ontology annotation, biological process: multicellular organism development. The record is from RefSeq and is a predicted model, not a curated record. Gene Ontology annotation, molecular function: protein binding.
AUGGCUCGGGGACCGGGAGAGGAAGCCGGGCUGGAGUUGACAUCAGGCCAGAAGCGGGUGGGUGGAGAGAACCAGGGGUCAACCACCUCUGGCCGCCGGGUGCACACGGACAGCACUGCGGACAGCCCCCUGGGCCCUCCCACAGGACGUGAUGCCUUGCACAUCGACCAGCCGUCAGGGUGGCAUCGAAGACGAGGCUUGGCAGGAGGACUAAAAGCUCCUUCCCCUGUUGCAGGUUGCUCGUUCGGGGGCAGAUUCUAUGCGCUGGAGGACACCUGGCACCCGGACCUGGGAGAGCCCUUUGGCGUCAUGCACUGCGUGGUGUGCUACUGCGAACCGCAGAAGAGUCGCCGUGGGAAGCCGACAGGCAAGGUCAGCUGCAAGAAUAUUAAGCACGACUGCCCCACCCUUCCGUGUGCGGAGUCGGUCCUGCUGCCGGGACACUGCUGCAGAACUUGUCCGAAAGCUGUUCUCAGCACCCCGGAAAAGAGGCCCGCCGAACCGCUUUUCGACAACUUCGAAUAUUUCCAGGAUAAAGAAGACGAUUUGCACAGGAACUACAACGACCGGGCUUAUCUCAGCUCUGAAGACUUGGCGCGGGAUGAUAGCCGCACAGAUUUCGUGGCACUGCUGACCAGUGGCUCGGAGCCGUGGGUGCCUGCGAGCAAUGCGGUGGCGAAAGGCCGGUUCUCUCUGGUCCGUCCGGGCCAAUACCUCCUCCACCCACUCGCCCAAUUCUGCCUCUUCUCACAUAGGCUAGCCCAGCCGAGCCGAGUCCGUUUCACAGAGGCCGAAGGCACCGUCCUCUUCGAACACCCUGUGCAGAAGGGAGCCUCUCCCCAGGACGGCAUGAUCUGUGGCGUCUGGCGGAACCUGCAAAAGUCCUCGGUCCGGCUGUUGAAGGUGGACCAGCUGCGCGUCUCCCUGGUCACCAAGUCCCACCCUGCAGGCGAGAUCCGAGGGAAAAUCAUGAAGCACCGGGCCCUGCUUGCAGAAACGUUCAGCGCGAUACUGACGUCCGUGGACCCCACCCACCUCGGCAUGGGGGGCAUCGCCAUGCUGACCCUGAGCGACACGGAGAACAACCUGCACUUUGUCCUCGUGACCAAGGGUCUGUUGGAGUCGGCGGACAGGAAAUCCCCUGGGCUGCCCCUGAGGGUCCAGAUCCUGCACCAGGACAGGGUCCUGAGGGAGGUCUCCGCCAACGUCUCCUUGCAGGACCCCGACUUUGCCGAGGUGUUGACGGGACUGUCGAGCCGAGAGAUGGCGUGGCUGGCCCAGGGGCAACUGAAGAUCGCCGUGGAGGUGGAGGGCCGAUUCCGGCGCCAGGUCGCCGGUCACGUCACUGCCAGGACGAGCUGCGACACCAUCCAGAGCGUGCUGUGUGGACGAGAUGCCCUCAUGCCCACCCACACGGGGGCCGUGGGUUCUGCCAAGCUUACGCUGCAUGCAAACGGGACGUUGGAGUACCAGGUCCAGGUGGCAGGCACUGGAAGCAAGGUGACCGGCAUCACGCUGGAGACCAAACCGCGGAGGAGAAACAAGCGCAACAUCUUGUAUGACAUGACGCCCAGCUACAGGGAUGGGAUGGCCAGCGGGAUCUGGGAGGAGUUGAGCGGGCGCGAGGUCCACAUGCUGCUGCAGAACGAGCUCUUCCUCAACGUGGCGACCAGGGAUUUCGAAGAGGGGGAGCUGCGGGGCCAGAUCAACGCCCUGCCGUACAGCGGACUCCCGGCACGACACCGAGAGCUGCCCAUCCCCCUCGCUGGCCACUUCGUGUCCCCUCCUGUACGUGCCGGGUCUGCUGGCCACGCCUGGGUGUCCCUGGACGAUCACUGCCACCUGCACUAUGAGAUUGUGGUCGCCGGCCUUGGCCGGGCGGACGACGGAACCGUCAGCGCCCACCUGCACGGCUUUGCCGAGCUGGGGGAGCUCCAAGAGAGCAGCAGCCGGGAGCACAAGCGACUGCUUAGGGGCUUCUACGGCACGGAGGCCCAGGGCGUUGUGAAGGACCUGGAUCAGGAACUGCUUCGUCACCUGGCUCGGGGCACCGCCUUCCUGCAAGUCAGCACCAAAGCGAAUCCGCGAGGGGAAAUCCGGGGCAAGGUGCACGUUCCAAACCACUGUGAGGCGGGGGGCAUCCGAUUGGCCCCCGGAGAUCCAGAGGACGAGCUGCCGGAGGACCCGGUCCCCAAGAACCCCGAAGAGCUGAAGAGUGGCCCGAAUUCCUGCUUCUUCGAAGGUCAGCACAGACCUCACGGCUCCCACUGGGCCCCGGACUAUGACAAGAAAUGCUCCAUCUGUAGCUGCCAGAAGCGCACCGUCAUCUGCGACCCGGUCCUGUGCCAGCCCCUCAACUGCUCCCAGCCAGUGCUUCCGGAGGACCAGUGCUGCCCAGUGUGCGAAGAGAGGAGGGAAGUCCUAGAAGGGCAGACAGCCGAGAAGGCCCGAGACAGCAGCGAAGGUUGCUACUUUGAUGGGGACAAGACGUGGCGAGCCGCAGGCACCCGCUGGCACCCCGUGGUCCCCCCUUUUGGCCUCAUCAAAUGCGCCGUUUGCACAUGCAAGGGAGCCACCGGGGAGGUGCACUGUGAGAAAGUGCAGUGCCCACGCCUGACCUGCACCAACCCCAUCCGUGCCAGCCCCUCCGACUGCUGCAAGCAAUGCCCAGCGUCCGAGCAGAGUCCUGUCCUGCUGUCGGACAUGAUGCAGGCCGACGGACCCCGGGCCUGCCGGUUUGGGCGCCAGUGGUACAUGCACAACGAGAGCUGGCACCCCACCGUGCCCCCUUUUGGGGAGAUGAAGUGCAUCACUUGCUGGUGUGUGUCUGGGGAGACGCACUGCCAGCGUCAGGAAUGCUCUCCGGCCUCUUGCUCCAGAGAAGGGAGGACAGAGAACGCCUGCUGCUCCAAGUGCCAAGUGCCGGAAGACCUUCCCGAAGAAGCUCCAGAGAUGCUCCAAGAAGAGGCCAAGAACUCCUGGAGGCGUUAGCUGGCCGCCCAGAGGCAGGAAGCCGGCGUGGCACCGCCAAGGCGCCGGAGGGAGACAGAAGCCAGAACCCUUUGCAGCUGACGCUGGGCAGGGCUUUCCCAAAGCCGCCCGCGUCUUGCUGGGCUCGUUAAGGACAAGGAGAAGUGCCUUCUGGUGCCACCCAGAGGGACAAGCCUGGCGAGUGUACAACAUCUGCAUCUGUCUCCAGGAGAGAAGGAGGUGGCCUCGGGAAGAUGAACGUUUGGAAUCGGCCGGGGGGGGAGGGCUCUUGGGGACUGCGGACCAACGCCGUGUAUUAUUGCUAGUGGGGCGCACGUAGCCCCCUUUGGUGAAGAGCAAUGAGGCCCUCGAAGGGGUCGGAUCCAGGACACUGCCCGGCCCAGCGGUUUACACACACGCAAUGUAAAGAUAAGAUAAGCGUACGAGGCCGCCCCCGUUCCACCUGAAAUGGUCAGCGCCACCUCUUUUGAGGCGAGUGCGCGGCUGUGCCUUUUGCUUGCCUGGCCCGCCUCCCCCCACCAAUGU